AUGGCCUCCAACGAUCAUGCGCCCCCAGCGGCGGCCACUGAUGCCGUCCUGGUAAAGUCCGAGGAGAUGCCCAAGGACGCCCAAAAGGUCGAGGAGCUCGACUUCAACAAGCUCAAGGGCCCUAUCACGGCCGAGGACCUCUUUGAGGGAAUGCGUCACAUGGGUUUCCAGGCUUCGUCCAUGUGCGAGGCCGUGAGGAUCAUCAACGACAUGCGUGCCUGGCGAGACCCAGAGACGGGUGACAAGACCACCAUCUUCUUGGGUUACACGUCCAACCUCAUCUCAUCCGGCCUCCGCGGCGUCCUCCGCUGGCUCGUCGAGCAUAACCACGUGUCGUGCAUCGUCACCACCGCUGGUGGUAUCGAGGAGGACUUUAUCAAGUGUCUGGGCGACACCUACGUCGGCUCUUUCAGCACCCCUGGCGCCGACCUCCGCAAGAAGGGCCUUAACCGUAUCGGCAACCUAGUGGUGCCCAACGCAAACUACUGCGCCUUUGAGGACUGGGUUGUGCCUAUCCUCGAUAAGAUGCUCGAGGAGCAAGAGGCUAGUAAGGGGACCGACGACGAGAUCAACUGGACGCCAUCCAAGGUCAUCCAUCGCUUGGGUAAGGAGAUCAACGAUGAGAGAUCCGUCUACUACUGGGCAUACAAGAACAACAUUCCCGUAUUCUGCCCGGCCAUCACCGACGGCAGCCUUGGCGACAUGCUCUACUUCCACACCUUCAAGUCCUCACCCCUGCAGCUCAAAAUCGAUCUUGUUGAGGACAUCCGUCGCAUCAACACCAUCUCUGUCCGCGCGAAGCGGGCUGGUAUGAUCAUUCUCGGUGGCGGCGUCGUCAAGCAUCACAUUGCCAACGCAUGCUUGAUGCGUAAUGGCGCUGAGUCAGCCGUUUACAUCAACACUGCGCAAGAGUUUGACGGUAGCGAUGCCGGUGCGAGACCAGAUGAGGCGGUUUCCUGGGGCAAAAUCAAAAUCGGUGCCGAUAACGUCAAGGUUUACAUGGAGGCGACGGCUUGUUUCCCAUUCAUUGUAGCCAACACAUUUGCCAAGGAUAUUGGCAAAUCUGCAGAGACUUAA
Messenger RNA from Fusarium keratoplasticum, 1077 nucleotides. Its product is annotated as Deoxyhypusine synthase. NCBI's taxonomy places the organism in Eukaryota, Fungi, Ascomycota, Sordariomycetes, Hypocreales, Nectriaceae. The transcript has 3 exons. The record is from RefSeq and is a predicted model, not a curated record. Gene Ontology annotation, biological process: peptidyl-hypusine biosynthetic process. Gene Ontology annotation, molecular function: deoxyhypusine synthase activity. Gene Ontology annotation, cellular component: cytoplasm. The coding region runs from base 1 to 1077 and encodes 358 amino acids.